Molecule: messenger RNA, 1415 nt
Organism: Tetranychus urticae (two-spotted spider mite)
Lineage: Eukaryota; Metazoa; Arthropoda; Arachnida; Trombidiformes; Tetranychidae
Product: acyl-CoA desaturase 1
Biological process (GO): unsaturated fatty acid biosynthetic process
Cellular component (GO): endoplasmic reticulum membrane
Molecular function (GO): iron ion binding; stearoyl-CoA 9-desaturase activity
Source: RefSeq, a predicted model, not a curated record
GUAAUCAACCUUAUUUUCAAUUCAAUAGAUUACAUUCACUUUACACUUCUUUGUCUUCAAGUCUAAUAUUAACAAACUCCUGCAACCCUCCCGUUGGGUUGGUGAGAACUGUUCCUUGAUUCAUCUGUACAAAAUUAAGACUGAUGUCUUUAGUUCCAAAACCGCUUCAGUCACCGAAAGAGUUUGAUUUUAUUCUUAUACUCAAUUUCAUUGCAAUAUUUCACCAAACUCAACGUCUGAUAUUGUGAAGACAGUUAACAAUCAGAUAAGUUUGUUGGUUAAAAAUUAAAACAUGUCAACCUCUCAACUUUUGAGAUCACCGGCAAAAAAACCUUUGUCUUUAUCUCAACCCUUACAAGAGUCUAUCGGAUCUCAUAAACAAUCUUCUGAUGAACCAAAAGUCAUAUAUGUUUGGCAAAAUAUUUUCGCCUUUCUUUUACUUCAUUCUUCUAUUAUUUACGGUGCAUUCAAAUUGUUUACUAACCCACCAUGGUUAACAAUGGCUUUUGCAACCUUAGUCGGACAUAUGAGUGCAUUGGGUGUUACAGCUGGAGCUCAUCGUCUUUGGUCACAUCGAGCUUACAAGGCUAAACUGCCUCUUCGGAUAUUUCUGGCUGCCUUACAAACAACUGCUGGUCAGAACAAUAUAUUUGAAUGGUGUCGAGAUCAUCGAGUUCAUCAUAAAUUUUGUGAAACUGAUGCUGAUCCUUAUAAUGCUAACCGUGGCUUCUUUUUUGCUCAUAUGGGAUGGCUGUGUGUUAAAAAGCAUCCCGAUGUAAUCAACAAAGGACAGUCAGUUGAUUGCUCAGAUUUACUCAAAGAUCCAGUUGUACGUUUUCAGCGGUCUUAUUUCAUGCCCUUGGCUAUUCUUUGUUGUUUAAUCAUCCCUUCAAUUAUACCAAUCAUUUUUUGGAGUGAAACUUAUCUCAAUGCAUUCCUCAUUGCCGGAUUAGCUCGUUAUUGUAUUUCUCUUCAUCUUACCUGGUUGAUCAAUUCCGUGGCUCAUCUUUGGGGAAAUCGUCCUUAUGAUAUAACUAUUGGUGCUCGAGAAAACAGAUAUGUUAUCUAUGUCUCUAUUGGCGAAGGCUUUCACAACUAUCACCAUACAUUUCCAUCAGAUUAUUCAGCUUCUGAGUUAGGAAUGGAAUGGAAUCUGACUACGCGUUUUAUCAAUGUGAUGUAUUAUAUCGGACAAGCUUAUGAUUUAAAAAGUACACCAACUAGAUUGAUAAAGGAUCGAAUCAAAAGAACUGGGUGCUUGAAAUAAUAUCAGACUCGAGACAGCCUCUAUACGUUCGCAAAACGAACCUCGUUAGGUCCACUUUUUUCAUCAAAUACCAAAUAAUACAGCUUUAAUUUUGUUGAUCAUGCUCAUAAUAGACUGUUUUUGAACAAAUUUGUUUUUUACUGUUAUA